UUAGACUGUCACUCAUUGGGGUACAGACUUUAUCCUAUUUAUCUUUGUGCAUUCCUUAUUAUUUGCACAAUCAAAGAUGGAAACUGUGGGAUAUGCCAAAAGCGCCUUGUGACUUCAGAUAAAAUAUUCAUGGACAGUCUGUAUUUUACUCUGUCUCUGAGAAUGGGAGGUGAGCCCCUGGCUGAUCUACUCAAACAUGAAUAUAUUGAACCACACUGGUACUAGCCACAGAAUCUUCCGUUUGCUGGGCAUCCCCGGACUAGAAGACCAGCACAUGUGGAAUUCCAUCCCCUUCAUCAUUUCCUAUCUCAUUGCUGUGCUUGGGAACAGCCUGUUCAUCUUCAUCAUCCUCACAAGGCACAGCCUCCAUGAACCCAUGUACCUCUUCCUCUGCAUGCUGGCUGGAGCAGACAUUGUCCUCUCCACAUGCACAGUACCGCAGGCCUUGGCCAUCUUCUGGUUCCAUGCUGGGGAGAUCUCCCUGGAUCGCUGCAUCACCCACCUCUUUUUCAUCUAUUCCACCUUCAUCUCUGAGUCAGGGAUCUUGCUGACGAUGGCAUUUGACCGCUACAUUGCCAUAUGCUACCCACUGAGAUACACCACUAUUCUUACACACGCCUUGGUUGGGAAAAUUGGCUCAAGUAUCUUCCUGAGAAGUUAUGGUACAAUCUCCCCCAUGACAUAUCUUCUGAAAAGAUUGACUUUCUGCCAAAAUAAUAUAAUUCCACACACCUUCUGUGAACACAUUGGCUUGACCAAAUAUGCUUGUAAUGACAUUCGAGUGAACAUUUGGUAUGGUUUUUCUGUCCUAAUGUUAACAGUGGUCUUAGAUGUUGUGCUAAUUUGUGUUUCCUAUAUGCUGAUUCUUCGUGCUUUCUUUCACAUGCCUUCCCAAAAUGCACACCACAAAGCUCUGAACACCCGUGGCUCCCAUGUCUUUGUCAUCAUCCUACUUUAUGGGCCUAGAAUCUUCACAACCCUUACUCAGCGUUUUGGAUGCCACAUCCCACCUCAUACCCACAUUUUGUUGGCUAAUGUCUGCAUUCUGGUUCCACCUAUGCUGAAUCCCAUCAUUUAUGGGAUCAAGACCAAACAGAUCCAGGACCAGAUGGUUCAUGUGUUAUUUACAAGGCAGAAAUGAUUUUGUGGUCGGAACUGUGUUUUCACAUUCUCCAGCUGUCCAUGAGGCGGCCUACGGAAGUGGUAGGUGAGAGGCGAAGCUGAAACACUAGGUAAAUAGCUCAGGGUCUAUUUGUCUAGACACUUACAGUAGUCUGUGUCUAGAGCAAGUUCACCAGAGAGGUAGCAGGGCUUACUUUCUACUGUCUAAACAACCUGAGAUAGAAAUGCCAUUUUUGACUGAGGGAGCAUCCUCCUGCCCAGACCUGGGACUGGAUGGACUGAUAUCCACAAGUCAUAUAGCCUUUAUGAUACUAUUCUAAUCUCUGGAAAUGGAUGAAGUAAGAACCAUGCUCUGCCUAGGAAUUUCUGCAGCUAAUCUGCACUGAGUCUCUCAAGCUCUGGAGCCUCAUGCG
Loxodonta africana (African savanna elephant) is the source of this 1535-nucleotide messenger RNA. Its product is annotated as olfactory receptor 52B4-like. The coding region runs from base 197 to 1141 and encodes 314 amino acids. The record is from RefSeq and is a predicted model, not a curated record. The transcript has a single exon. Gene Ontology annotation, biological process: G protein-coupled receptor signaling pathway. Lineage: Eukaryota; Metazoa; Chordata; Mammalia; Proboscidea; Elephantidae. Gene Ontology annotation, cellular component: plasma membrane. Gene Ontology annotation, molecular function: olfactory receptor activity; G protein-coupled receptor activity.